AAUAUUCUAUCAUAGUUCUGCCUGCCAAAUGUCACAACAUGAAAUUUAAAGAGGCUAUGCUUCAGUGAGCAAUGCCAUUUUUGUCCUUUACUAUUUGCUACCACCUGCCACAUAUGUAGUCUAAGAUGCUAUUAAUAAUAACUAGUCUACCCACCACCUCCUUUUAACAAUGAACAUUUUACUCACCUUCAUUCAAUUGAAUUUUUUUGUGGCUAGUCCUAGGACAACCAACAUGAAUUAACAUGCUGUGGCUUUUCUAUUUUAAUAUCAUAUUUCUGUCACACACAACCUUCAAGUGACACUGAAAACUUUAGCAAAAGUAUUUGUAAAAAUUGUCUUAAAAGAAUCUUUGAUGUAGAGGAUAUGUAGGGAAGGCUUGUAUCCUAUCUAACCCAGGGCAGAUCCAUAUUCUAUGGGACUCUGAUCAUAUAUAAUUUGGGAAAAGUCUCUAUUUCCAGAAAUGGUUGGAAGUUUUAAAUUCAGAAAAGGGUUCAGAGACUUUGGAAGAGAUCUUGAAAAUGAAAGGCUCUUGUGAUUAAUCUUCACACAUCAGAUUUAAAAAAAAAAUCUGGCCACUUAAUUGGAGCAUUAAGCAAACCCAAACUGAACAAAAUCUCACUAACUGUGAAUGAACAUCUGACAUGAGCCAGGCAUGUUAUAUAUUUCAAGCUCACAAGUUGAUCAGGUCAAUAUUUCAUUCUUUUAUGAAAAUGGAAACUUCAUCAGGUUCAGGAGUUUGGAAACUUGCUCACAGGCAGCCCACUGCUCACAGUGAAACUGAGACCCAAACCAAGUUCUUGUAAUUUUUUUUCAAUGUAAUAGUUUGCCUUUCAAAUUUCCCUAAUGAUAAAGGACUUAAAUUACUUUGGAGAAAACUCACAGAAAAAGGCUGGAAAUGGUCAGUUGGUAUUUGAAAUGGCAUGUCUUAAGUCACAUCUGAUAUCACCUAAAAAUGAAUCCAUAAUACUUUUUUCAAAGGGCACAUUUAAAAAUGUAUAAUCCUUUGGACUAUCUUCUACUUUCUAAAUAACAUAGAUAAGAGAAUCAAUCUUAAGAAUCCAAAAGAUAUGUGGUUCUAAUGCAGGUUGAAUAACAGAGUCAGAGUCAAUCUGUGGAGGUGAGCCCAGGAAGUAUAGCCCUCCAGAACAGAAUCUGGCUGGGGAAGACCCCUGACAGUGUGGAUCUUUCCAAACUACAUCCUCCCCCUAUAUGCCCAAUAUUCUUUCCCCUUGACAUUAGAUCAAAGUGUUGGGAUUAUAGAUGUGACUCACCACAUCCAGCUGACAUAAUGGGAGUUUCAAAGAUUAGGGGGGAAAUGACAACAGUUCAUCUAUUACUCCAUUACACUCAUAGUGUUGGCCAGUUUAACCUCUGUCCAUUUUUAAAUGUUGGUUAGAAGUAUCUUUUCCUUCACCAAACUCCUAGAAAUAGGUGCCGUUAUCUUUUUAUCUUUUCCUCACUCACAGAAUCCAGCGUUUUGAGCAGCAGGCUUUCCACAGAGGUUCGUUACCAUGGUGUUGACGACUUCUUUUUGAUAAGUCACUAUUUUCUAAUCCAACAGUGUUUUAUAAUGCAGGUACGCUGGCUGUGAUUCCAUCCUAUUCAUUCAAAGAUUUCCGAAUAACACUUGGGGAAUUUGCCUAAACCUAAGACAGGAAAUAAUCUUGUAGUUCAGUAUUUUCAGUCAUCAAGCAGCUACUGAUGCUUGCUUAUUUUGUGGUCUUGGUGCCAUUGUGACCUCAAGCUGUAGCUCAAAUCAGUCCAAUGCAACAGGAGCUUCAAGAACAGCAGUACAAAAUGAUGUCUUAACUGGUCGGGAAAAGAAGGCACAUAUUUUCAAGAAUUUCCCUUCAAGAUGACCAGUGGUACAAACUCUUCAGAAUCUUGCUUGUCCUCAAAAAAGAAUCCUAGAAUGGAUGACAACUACUUGAAAGAAUUGAAUGAAGACUUAAAGUUAAGGAAGCAGGAACUUCUAGAGAUGCUAAAACCUCUAGAAGAUAAGAACACUCUCUUACUCCAGAAGCUAAUGGCUAACUUGGAGGAAAAACAAAGAAGUCUGCAGAUCAUGAGGCAAAUCAUGGCAGGGAAAGGAUGUGAUGAAUCUUCAGUCAUGGAGCUUAUUAAGGAAGCAGAGGAGAUGAAACAGAACCUGGAAAAGAAAAACAAGAUGCUCCGGAAGGAAAUGGAGAUGCUAUGGAACAAGACAGUUGAGUCAGAAGAGCUCCAGGAUCAACAGAAAGCAGUACCAACAAAGUCCAAAGCAGACUUGAAAGAUGGAAAGGCUCUGGAAUCCCCCAUAUCAUUUAAGAAGGCCAAGAGUGAGCCAGAGACAUCAGAUGCAGAGAAUGUGGAGGAGAUAGGGAGGGAAAAGCAACAGAGGAAAAUAGAAUGGGUCAAAUAUGAGGAACAUCCCAACAUCCUUCAGAAUGGCUUCCAUGGCAAAGUGAUUGAGCUGAGAAUUGAAGCCUUGAGGAACUACCAGAAGGCAAAUGACCUAAAAUUAUCACUGUACCUACAGCAUAAUUUUGAGCCAAUGCAAGAAGCUUUGAAUCUUCUGAGGCCUCAAGGUAAAAUGGGUACAACUACGGAGAAAGCACCAACCAACAGAAAUGAGCCCGAUAUGACAAUCCCAAGAUCAAAGAACUACACAGAACAGCAAGAAGGAACUAGAGAAAGUCAGUCUGAUGAUGUUGGAGAGAGGCUCUUUUUUCUGAGGUCAAUGCCAGAUGAAGUUCUGAAGGAUUAGAAGGCUUUUACUCCAUUUGCUUUGGACAGAGUUAAAGACUAGGUACAGCCAUUUCUGUUCAUUAAAAUCUCUCAAACCUUGA
Messenger RNA from Peromyscus leucopus (white-footed mouse), 2828 nucleotides. It is a transcript of the gene Ccdc196, whose product is annotated as coiled-coil domain containing 196. The record is from RefSeq and is a predicted model, not a curated record. The coding region runs from base 1856 to 2746 and encodes 296 amino acids. The transcript is spliced from 10 exons. Lineage: Eukaryota; Metazoa; Chordata; Mammalia; Rodentia; Cricetidae.